This is a messenger RNA of Paramisgurnus dabryanus, 1874 nucleotides long. RefSeq lists its product as uncharacterized. The record is from RefSeq and is a predicted model, not a curated record. Lineage: Eukaryota; Metazoa; Chordata; Actinopteri; Cypriniformes; Cobitidae.
AUGAAGUUUUACAGCUGCCUGCUGAUCUUACUGGAAAAUUUGGCGACUGGAGCAGCUGUUAUACAGUCAUCAACAUAUGACGAUUUGUAUGCUGAAAGAGCUAUCGAUGGCAGACUAGAUUCACCGUGCACAGAAACUGUUAAUGGGAGUGACCCAUGGUGGAGACUGGAUCUGCAGGCCAUAUAUCAUAUAAACAGCAUUGUCAUUACAAACGUUUUGUACUGCUGUGCAGAUCGAAUUAACGGAGCAGAGAUUCGCAUUGGAAACUCUUUGGAGAACAACGGCAACAACAAUCCACUAUGUGCUGUUAUAACUAGUAUCGCAUUAGGUCAGCCCCACACCUACAAAUGUUCUGGAAUGGAGGGACGUUAUCUGAAUGUGUUUAUUCCUGGAAAUGACAAGGUCCUGUCUAUGUGUGAGGUGGAGGUCUUUGGAGGUAAAUCUAAAAAUUUGGCAUCAGGAGGAGGUGUUAUACAGUCAUCCACAUCUUCCAGUGGAUCUGCUGAGAAGGCUAUUGAUGGCAAACUAGAUACCUUCACAGAAAGCCUUUCUGAGAGUAACCCAUGGUGGAGAGUGGAUCUGGGUUAUACGUACCGUGUGGAAAGUGUUGUCAUCAGUAACAGAGUAGACUGCUGUUCAGACCGAAUCAAUGGAGCAGAGAUUCACAUCGGCAACUCUUUGGACAAAAAUGGCAACAACAAUCCACUAUGUGCUGUUAUUUCUGGUAUUCCAGCAGGUCAGUCCUACAUCUACUCAUGUGGUGGGAUGGUGGGACGAUACGUCAAUGUGUUUCUUCCUGGGGCUGGGAAGAUUCUUAAUCUAUGUGAGGUGGAGGUUUAUAAGGAAGAAAAUUUGGCACAAGGAGCAGCUGUACUGCAGUCAUCAACAUGGUUCAUUAACUAUGCUGAAAAAGCUAUUGAUGGCAAACUAGAUUCAACAUGUGCAGGAACUAUAUAUGGGAGUAACCCAUGGUGGAGACUGGAUCUGGGUGCCGUGCACUGUAUAGACCGGGUUGUCAUUACGAACAAUGUUGACUGCUGUCCACAACAGAUAGUGGGAGCAGAGAUUCACAUUGGAAAAUCUUUGGAAAACGACGGAAACAACAAUCCACUAUGUGCUGUUAUUUCUGGUAUUCCAGCAGGUGAGUCCUACACCUACAAUUGUUUUCUAAUGGAGGGACGUUAUGUGAAUGUGUUUCUUCCUGGAAAUGGGAAGACCCUUUCUAUGUGUGAGGUGGAAGUCUUUGCAGAUCGCUGUGUUAAAAGGUCUAUGAUAAAGAUGAAGUUUAGCUCCAGUGCUGAUUUGACUGAAACUACAGUGAAAAACAAUCUACUGAAACAGUUGGAAACUGCUCUGGAUAACAGCGGAUUAAAAAAUGUGACAGUGCAGUGGUCGCAAGACCCUGUGGAGGAAAUUAUCAUGGUGAAAGAUGAAAUACGUGAGUCUGUUCUCACAAACACAUUCAAUAACAUCAUUUCUGUUUGUGUAUGCAUAUUUACUUUGAAAAAACAGUGCAAUGUCAUUACAAAAAUUUUUUAUUUUACAGCUUGCAGUGCCGGAAAUUAAUCCUGGGAAUUUACGCUGUUCUAUAAAAGUUAAAUGCAAAUUUAAUUGACAUUACAUAAGAUGCCUUUUGUCCCUUUGAAUAAAAAUCAUAAUGUACUGUAAGAUUUCAAAGAUUUCAUCUCUGCUUGCUUUACUUUAUCCUGUAAUAUCUGAAUAAAACUUUCAGCUAUUUAUAAUGUCAACAUAUCAUUAGAUGGUUGAAUUAGGUAUAAAACUUUUUUUAAUAUUAAUAAUUAAUCAAUUAAUAAAUGUAUUUAUUUAUUAUGAAAUCAUUUCACUCUGCAGAUAUUAUAAAAUAGUCACUGAGA